Lethenteron reissneri (Far Eastern brook lamprey) is the source of this 2965-nucleotide messenger RNA. RefSeq names its product serine/arginine-rich splicing factor 11-like. Lineage: Eukaryota; Metazoa; Chordata; Hyperoartia; Petromyzontiformes; Petromyzontidae. Gene Ontology annotation, molecular function: RNA binding. Gene Ontology annotation, cellular component: nucleoplasm. The record is from RefSeq and is a predicted model, not a curated record.
GGCCCCCCUGUUUGCUGCCGCCAUUUUGUGGCGAUGCCGCGCGUUGGUGGCUGCGUCCGCCUCGACCUCCUCCCAUUUUAAUUUCACUUCUCGCCGAUUUCUUCCUUUACCCUUCUUCCAUCGACCCCCCCCCCUUUAAUGAGCCAGCGAGUUUAUUAACCGCCUUCAUUUCACAGCGCUCAUUUCUAUUCUCGACACGACAGGAGGUGGUGGUGGUGGGGGGGGGUUUGCACCAUGACGGACGUGAUUCAGGUGACCAACGUGGCCCCCGCGGCUACCACGGAGCAGAUGAAGACUCUGUUCGGGUUCCUGGGCAAAAUCGAAGACAUUCGCGUCUUCCCACACGAUGACUCCCCUCUGCCGGUGACGUCGCGGGUGUGUUUCGUGAGGUUUAGCGAUUCGGUCAGCGUCGGCGUGUCGCAGCAUCUGACCAACACUGUGUUCAUCGACCGGGCUCUCAUCGUAGUGCCGUACGCUGAAGGCAAGAUACCAGAUGAGGCUAAAGCACUGUCUCUCUUGGCUCCCGCCAGUGCUGUCGCCGGCCUGCUGCCUACGCCCAGCCCGCUGGCCUCGAUGGGGGCCGUGCCCCUGUCGGCUUUGGGCGCGCUGCACGGUGGCGGGAGCAUGGACUCCACACUGGCCGCGCUCGGCCUCCCACAGCCACAGCUUCUCGGCAACUUGGAUGGCGGAAAGUUGCAGGGCAUGCAGCAGCCCAUGCACCUUGGCCAGUCUGCCACUGCUGAACAGUUGCUGAAUUUGUUUUCGCAAGUCGGUGGCGAGGUCAAGUACGUUCAUCUAAUGAACCAUCCGAACAAUGCCAUCGCAAAACCGGCGGGUAAGGGGACGGACGCUGCUUCUAAAGAGAUCGAGGAGGCCAUGAAGAGGGUCCGUGAAGCACAGUCGCUCAUCUCUGCCGCUAUCGACCCAGAUUCUUCAGAGAAGGACGACAAAAAGAAGCGCUCUCGGUCAAAGUCGAGGUCCCGCUCGCGGAAACGGCGUUCCCGUUCGCGUUCACGCCGCCGACGCUCGGGAAGCCGCACGAGGUACCGCUCGCGAUCGCGUGGUCGCAGGAGCCCCCGCCGUCGGUCCCGCUCCCCACGCCGCAAAUCCCGCUCACCACGCAGGCGCUCGCGAGACCGUGGCCGCCGCUCUCGCUCCAAGUCCAGGGAUCGCAGCCGACGUGGCCGCAAGAGCCGCAGCCCCUCGCUGGCGGGCAAGAAGCGCCCGCUGUCGCGUUCGCCGCCUCCUCCGCCUCGCCGCGUCUCUCCCAGCCCCCGGCGCCGGGCCUCCCCGAGGCCGUCGAGCAGCCGCCGCUCGCGCUCGCCCAAACGCCGCCUGCCGUCCAGAUCGCCGGGCCCUCGCCGUGUGUCUCGGUCGCCGCGUCGCAAGCUCGGCUCGCCGCCCCUUCUGCCCAAGCGCAAGGGCUCCAGCUCCCCGUCGCCUAAGAAGCACAAGAAAGAGAAGCGUCGCGAGCGUGAGCGAAGCCGCGAGAAAGAGUUGCGUUCGUCGGGAAGCCGCAAGAAGAAGGGCAGGGACAAGGGGGAGCGUGAACGGGAAAAGGAGCGUGAACGGCGCGACAGGAGCGAAGGAGACAAGGGCGACGUCAAGACCCUGUUGGACGUGUUGCGCGCACACGUGCAGGUGACGCGGAACUACGACGAGGAGGAGAUGGGCUACGACAGCGAAAAGGAGCGGCUGCUGCGCGAGGAGGGCGCUGGCUCCGGAGGCGCCGAUGACGGGUCUCCACCGCAGGGCGGCACACGCUCCGGCAGCAGGGGCGGCUCUGACAGCGGCAAUCAGAGCCCCGAGCGCAACACCAAUGGGGAUGACGAUCAGCAGGAAGACAUGUACACCAGCGAUUGAGCUGCGUGUGUGCCUCUGAUUGCCGCACACACAAUCGCCUGUUCUUACUCCGCAAUUAUUACAUCUACACAAAUGCAGUCGUUGGUUUUUGCGUGGCCAUUAGCACAUGUUCGUGCUGGCCACUACAUCCAGUUACAGCAGUUGGUCCCCAAGUCGCGUGCACACACGCUGGCCAGUAUGAUUGCACAUGCGAGUGUACAGGAGAGUUGCACCCAAUUACAUAAUUUGGUCCACGUGUCUUUAACAUGCGUUCACACGAGCCAGUGUGAGCGCAUGUGAGAUUACAGAUGCAAUUGUACAGACCUGCACAACCUUCUUGGCCUAUGAACCAACACCACCACCAGCCUUCUCGGUCCCCUUUCAACAUUGGUUUGGGAACUGCCAUUUUGAGGGUGAACCCAGAGCUUUGUAUUAAAUGGAUGGUCUCGGGUAUUGGAGGACGUCCCUUUGAAUGCAUGGCUGCUUUUUUCUGUUGCAUAUAAAAGGUGUCUGGUGAUGGUGUGGUUGGUAGCAGAAGGCAGGUGAAGUCGGUGGGUGAAAUUGGAAAAACUAUAAAUUCCCAAAUCAACUCGCAUUGCUGUAAAGAUGAAGCAUGACAAGUCUUGAGAUUUCAAAUAGUUUUUUUGAUUGCAUACUGGUUUGUAAAUACUGUAUGUCCCCCAUUUUUUAAAGGCAAUUGAUCGGCUCGGUUUAUAGAGUUCACAACUGCCUACAGUUUCUGAUUAUUGCCGGAGGUGAAUUUUUUUUAUAUAUAUAUAACUACCUUGGAGUCUCUACAGCUUUGGUUGACAUUAGGAUUUUCACCGUACUUGAUGUUUGUAACAAAAUUGUAAUGCUUGCGCCAUGCGAUUUUUGUUGUGUUUUAAGCGACCUUUUGCCGUUUCAUUCUUGGGAACCUUCAGGUUGGUGCAUUUUUUACAACAGGCCACUAAAUUCAUUUGCUUUUUAAAAAAAGGGGCAAGAGUGGGAAUCCUACAUAAAUUAAGAAGCACAUACCGUAUUUUCUCUUUGUACAGUAUGCUUUACAUAGCCGGCAUGUAAAGGAUCGUCCAUUUGAUGCUGGUUUUCCCCACAUUCAUUAAAUAAAAACUCGCGGUUUUGU